Haliotis rubra (blacklip abalone) is the source of this 1648-nucleotide messenger RNA. Its product is annotated as platelet endothelial aggregation receptor 1-like. The coding region runs from base 40 to 1044 and encodes 334 amino acids. The transcript is spliced from 3 exons. Lineage: Eukaryota; Metazoa; Mollusca; Gastropoda; Lepetellida; Haliotidae. The record is from RefSeq and is a predicted model, not a curated record.
AACGUUUGUCAUGAUCCAUACCGGGGUCUGAACUGUGAGAUGUCAUGUGAGAAGUGUGCAGGAUCUUGUCUGUCUGGAUGUGACGGAGGUUGUAAACCUGGCUUCUAUGGUCAUUGGUGUGAUAAGGUGUGCAGUGAAAACUGUCGUCCUGGGCCCAACAAAACUGCAGUUUCUGUCUUGGAGUGUGACCAAAAUACAUCCAUCAAUUGCAUCCCCAAGUGUGACAACAACACUGGAGACUGUAUCCAUGGUUGUAAUGAUGGUUGGUAUGGUGAGAACUGCUCCUCUCGAUGUAGCCGGAAGUGUGCAAAUAUGUCCUGCACUGAGUCAGGGUCGUGUGCAGCUGGUUGUGCACCAGGGUAUGCUGGGACUGACUGCUCCUGCUUUGAAAACUGCAUCCAUGAUGUUUGUCACCCGAACAACGGAUCUUGUGUGAAAGGUUGCAUCAAUGGAUAUUAUGGUACAUUUUGUAACAUCUCCUGUGACGUCUGUCUUGACGGUGUAUGUGGUCGGACACAUGGAACCUGCGUCAGAGGAUGUAAUGAUACCGACCAGACAUGCACAUCUAGCUGUACUAAAGACUGUCCUUUGGAGGUCUGCCUUAAACUCAGAACAUGUUCAGGUGUUCAACCGAAGCUCGACAUCAAGUACAUGACAAUAGGCCUGUCAGCAGUGAUGUUUCUCACUGGCAUCCUGUGUGCUGUGUGUUUUGUAAGAUACUGGUCAAAGAGAAGGAACAAUGAAGCAGACAUCUACACAGUAGAGUAUCAACCUCCGUCAAAUAGAUAUUACGAAAUUUGCGAUGAAGAUGUGGACCAAGAAUGUGACUCCACUGAGCCUGAAUCGAAUGACGUUACUCCUCCGUUGGCAGAACUGCUUAAGGAAGCUGACGGCAGUGGAACACACAGUGACGUAUCUUCAGAUGGUUCUUCAGAAGACAACCAGUCGUACACACACCUAGAGAGGGAUAACUGUGUCGGUGACCAGACAACUCAUGUGAAAUAUAUAACACCAGCUGAGAAACGGAUGUCCGGUGAACAGUAACAUCGAAGGAAAUCUCAUUCACUACCACUUUCAAGGGGGUGCAAGGUCGAUUUAUAGUAUAUAGCCUGUAGGUUACAGUGUGGUUGUGGAUAGUACCUGUUUCAAAGAUGUCCACAAACUUUACCUUUAUACAGGCAUCAUCAGUGACAAAAGCGAUGCUGAGGAGAACGAGUACCUUUGUAAUGGUUAUAAUGGUGGGAUCACCUUCACGUAAACACCUCCUAUCAUCAGUAUUUGAUAGUGAGUGAGUGAGUUAACAUUUAACGUCACAUCGGCAAUAUUUCAGCCAUAUCGCAGUAUUUGAUAGUGAUUCGUGGACACAGGCUAAUGAUAAAGUCAGACAACACAUAGUUUAUGCGAGUUGUGAAAGAGGUUUUGUCGGUGAUAGUUUGACCCAUUGAGAACCCGAACGAAUAUUUCUUCAUGGUGGAUUUAGGAGUGAACUUGACGCAUUACUUGAUGCCUAUCUGAUCUGUAAAUAGUUGGAGAUUUUAUGACUUAGUGCAAGAAGUAAGCUGAGUUUUGUGUUAAGUGCAUGAGCUUGUAAAAUUAUCACAACGCAUUUUCAAUUUUUGUUUGCUCGUGUUUAGAAACUAGGCCUUUG